Oncorhynchus mykiss (rainbow trout) is the source of this 5490-nucleotide messenger RNA. RefSeq names its product F-box/LRR-repeat protein 2. Gene Ontology annotation, molecular function: protein binding. Lineage: Eukaryota; Metazoa; Chordata; Actinopteri; Salmoniformes; Salmonidae. The record is from RefSeq and is a predicted model, not a curated record. Gene Ontology annotation, cellular component: SCF ubiquitin ligase complex. Gene Ontology annotation, biological process: SCF-dependent proteasomal ubiquitin-dependent protein catabolic process.
UUUUGUGUAAAGGAGAUUUUAAACGAAAAUAAUGAUGGAGCGGUUUCUCUGUAAUAAACAGCAAACUCUUGGCGAUAUAUUCGGUGGUUCCUGUAUACCAGUCAGUGUUUUUCGGAUUCAGAACCGGUCAGUGCCCCUGUGACAGUUCGGUGACCCACCUCGCCGUUAACGAACCGGGAGAUAUUUCGGUGUCGCGUUGCUGAACUUCUCCAACGCAAACUCACUAUCAAAACAAAUCCGACACACGUGCUUUUCCCGCAGAAAAGACGUCACCGCCACAGCCCUCCCCUUCCAUGUCCACCGUAGAAAACACAUACUAGAAUAACAGAAGAAACUGAUCAAAUGUUUUUGGAUCACGUUUUUCAAACAUGUUAACGUUUCAACCCGCUCGAGCAGGAGGGGGGUUAUUGAGACCAGCUGAUUCGCGCUGCGAGCUGUCUGAGAGGCGGAAGUGAAGUCACCAGGAGCGCGUCCAUGUUAUUAUUGUUAUUUUGGUAGCUGGCAGUGUGAUGAGACGGACUGGAGAGCCGUCGGGCUCAAAGACUAGGUUAUUGCUCUUCCAGGCCGCCCCGGACUAAGCAGCAAUCCCGGAGAAAGAAGCCCUGUUGCCGGCAAGGGAGAGCACCCAGUCCAAGCUCCUCUCCCACCAGCAGCCCUUCGAACGACACAGGCUACAAAAACAAUACGGUAUCCGACAAACCUAACGCUAGCCCCAGACGUGUUGUGUACGGUAACACCCUCCGCAGUACGGUAACACCCUCCGCAGAUAUGAACGGAAUCACCAAGGGCAGGUUUGAGGUGUUUUCCAACAGCGAUGAAGCUCCCAUUAACAAGAAGCUUCCCAAGGAGCUGCUGCUCAGAAUCUUCUCCAACCUGGAUGUGAUCACAUUGUGCAGGUGUGCCCAGGUGUCCAAGGCGUGGAAUGUCCUGGCCUUGGAUGGUAGUAACUGGCAGAAGAUUGACCUGUUCAACUUCCAGACAGACAUAGAGGGUAGAGUAGUGGAGAACAUCUCUAAGCGAUGUGGAGGCUUCCUGAGGCAGCUGAGUUUGAGGGGAUGUAUCAGUGUGGGAGACGCAUCCAUGAAGACGUUUUCCCUGAACUGCCGUAGCAUUGAGGUGUUGAACCUGAACGGCUGCACUAAGAUCACAGACAGCACCUGUCUCAGCCUCUCCAAGUUCUGCUGCAAACUCAAACAGCUGGACCUCACUUCCUGUGUGUCUGUUACCAACCACUCCCUCAAAGCUCUCAGUGAUGGCUGUAGUAUGUUGGAGACAUUAAACCUGUCGUGGUGUGACCAAAUCACCAGAGAUGGCAUCGAGGCUCUGACCAGGGGCUGUAACAACCUACAAGCCCUGUUCCUACGUGGCUGCACACAGUUGGAGGAUGGAGCACUGAAACCCCUUCAGAAACACUGUCCUGAACUAACCACUAUCAACAUGCAGACCUGCUCAAUAACUGAUGAUGGCUUGGUCAGCCUGUGUCGGGGGUGCCACAAACUGCAGAUGCUGUGUAUCUCUGGCUGCAGUAACAUUACAGACGCCUCUCUCACCGCUCUGGGCCUCAACUGCCCCCGACUCAAGAUCUUGGAAGCAGCACGGUGUUCACAUGUUACAGACGCUGGGUUUACUGUACUGGCCAGGCAUUGUCAUGAGAUGGAAAAAAUGGAUUUAGAAGAAUGUGUUUUGGUGACUGACAACACUCUAGUCCAGCUCGCUAUUCACUGCCCUCGCCUGCAAGCACUGUCCCUCUCCCACUGUGAGCUGAUAACUGACGAUGGUAUCAGGGCGCUGAGCAGCAGUGUGUGUGGACAGGAGCGCCUCACGGUGGUGGAGUUGGAUAACUGCCCUCUGAUCACAGACGGGACUCUGGAGCACCUGAAAAACUGCCACCGUCUGGAGAGGAUAGAACUCUACGACUGCCAGCAGGUCACCAGGGCCGGCAUCAAACGCAUACGGGCCCAUCUCCCAGAGAUAAAGGUCCACGCCUACUUUGCCCCGGUGACGCCCCCUCCCUCGGUGCACGGCGGGGGCCAUAGGCUGUGUCGCUGCUGCGUCAUCCUCUGACAGUGGAGGACCCGGGGGGGGGCAGCUCUGUCUACAGGGCCUACUGCUGUGACCCCCACCCCCAACAACAAUAACCCACCGCCAUGGGAUGAGACCGACCCUGAACCCCGACACAACACCCUGAACCCCGCCACGACGACACCCUGAACCCUGCCACGACGACACAACACCCUGAACCCCGCCACGACGACACAACACCCUGAACCCCCUGAACCCCGCCACAACACCCUGAACCCCGCCACGACGACAUAACACCCUGAACCCCGCCACAACACCCUGAACCCCGCCACGACGACAUAACACCCUGAACCCCGCCACAACACCCUGAACCCCGCCACGACGACACAACACCCUGAACCCCGCCACGACGACACAACACCCUUGAACCCCCUGAACCCCGCCACGACGACACAACACCCUGAACCCCGCCAUGACGACGCAACACCCUGAACCCCGCCACGACGACGCAACACCCUGAACCCCGCCACGACGACGCAACACCCUGAACCCCGCCACGACGACGCAACACCCUGAACCCCGCCACGACGACACAACACCCUGAACCCCGACACAACACCCUGAACCCCGCCACAACACCCUGAACCCCGACACAACACCCUGAACCCCGCCACGACGACACAACACCCUGAACCUAUAACCAACCGCAAGGUCGUGUUCACUAGGCACUAAGAUUUUUGAAAAUGGUUCUUCCCAAACUUUUUCCAAUGAUUAAACAACAUUUUUACUUUUAAUGUUAAAUGUUUUUCUACGGUCUGACACCUCCCACCACUACUGAUCUCUCAAUACCCUGGACAUGGACCCCCAUCGCUACUGAUCUCUGAUCAAUACCCUGGACAUGGACCCCCACCACUACUGAUCUCUGAUCAAUACCCUGGACAUGGACCCCCACCACUACUGAUCUCUGAUCAAUACCCUGGACAUGGACCCCCAUCGCUACUGAUCUCUGAUCAAUACCCUGGACAUGGACCCCCAUCGCUACUGAUCUCUGAUCAAUACCCUGGACAUGGACCCCCAUCGCUACUGAUCUCUGAUCAAUACCCUGGACAUGGACCCCCAUCGCUACUGAUCUCUGAUCAAUACCCUGGACAUGGACCCCCAUCGCUACUGAUCUCUGAUCAAUACCCUGGACAUUGACCCCCACCGCUACUGAUCUCUGAUCAAUACCCUGGACAUGGACCCCCACCACUACUGAUCUCUGAUCAAUACCCUGGACAUGGACCCCCAUCGCUACUGAUCUCUGAUCAAUACCCUGGACAUGGACCCCCAUCGCUACUGAUCUCUGAUCAAUACCCUGGACAUGGACCCCCACCACUACUGAUCUCUGAUCAAUACCCUGGACAUGGACCCCCACCACUACUGAUCUCUGAUCAAAACCCUGGACAUGGACCCCCAUCGCUACUGAUCUCUGAUCAAUACCCUGGACAUGGACCCCCAUCGCUACUGAUCUCUGAUCCAAACAGACUGAUUGAUCACUACUGGUCUCUGAUCCAAACAGACUGAUUGAUCACUACUGGUCUCUGAUCCAUACAGACUGAUUGAUCACUACUGGUCUCUGAUCCAAACAGACUGAUUGAUCACUACUGGUCUCUGAUCCAUACAGACUGAUUGAUCACUACUGAUCUCUGAUCCAUACAGACUGAUUGAUCACUACUGAUCACUACUGAUCUCUGAUCCAUACAGACUGAUUGAUCACUACUGAUCUCUGAUCCAUACAGACUGAUUGAUCACUACUGGUCUCUGAUCCAUACAGACUGAUUGAUCACUACUGGUCUCUGAUCCAUACAGACUGAUUGAUCACUACUGGUCUCUGAUCCAUACAGACUGAUUGAUCACUACUGGUCUCUGAUCCAUACAGACUGAUUGAUCACUACUGGUCUCUGAUCCAUACAGACUGAUUGAUCACUACUGAUCUCUGAUCCAUACAGACUGAUUGAUCACUACUGAUCUCUGAUCCAUACAGACUGAUUGAUCACUACUGAUAAAUUAUCAAUUGGACUCUUUGAGGUUCCUAUUCAGGGGAGGAGGGGUGGGGUCUUCUCUCUCUGACAGAACUCUGAGUCGACCAUCACUCACCUUCCAGAGCCCAGACCCCUCCUCUCCAAAACUACUCUCACCUUCCAGACCCCUCCUCUCCAAAACUACCCUCACCUUCCAGACCCCUCCUCUCCAAAACUACUCUCACCUUCCAGACCCCUCCUCCAAAACUACUCUCACCUUCCAGACCCCUCCUCUCCAAAACUACUCUCACCUUCCAGACCCCUCCUCUCCAAAACUACUCUCACCUUCCAGUCCCCCUCCUCUCCAAAACUACUCUCACCUUCCAGACCCCCUCCUCUCCAAAACUACUCUCACCUUCCCAGACCCCUACUCUCCAAAACUACCCUCACCUUCCCAGACCCCUCCUCUCCAAAACUACCCUCACCUUCCCAGACCCCUCCUCUCCAAAACUACCCUCACCUUCCCAGACCCCUCCUCUCCAAAACUACCCUCACCUUCCAGACCCCUCCUCUCCAAUACCACCCUGAAUUUCCAGACCCCUCCUCUCCAGUACUACCCUGCCUUUCCAGACCCCUCCUCUCCAGUACUACCCUGCCUUUCCAGACCCCUCCUCUCCAGUACUACCCUGCCUUUCCAGACCCCUCCUCUCCAGUACUACCCUGCCUUUCCAGACCCCUCCUCUCCAGUACUACCCUGCCUUUCCAGACCCCUCCUCUCCAGUACUACCCUGCCUUUCCAGACCCCUCCUCUCCAGUACUACCCUGCCUUUCCAGACCCCUCCUCUCCAGUACUACCCUGCCUUUCCAGACCCCUCCUCUCUAAUACCACCCUGCCUUUCCAGACCCCUCCUCUCCAGUACUACCCUGCCUUUCCAGACCCCUCCUCUCCAAUACUUGGACUCGUGGAUGAGGGGGAUGAUCCUAAAUAGGCAGAGGACUAAACCCACAAAAUGUUGGACAGUGUUAUUCAGGAAGGUGGAAUGGUACGGAACGUGCACAUAGAAGUACGUUGUGUAGAAGAGACGUGAUGAGGAGCGUUGGUAAUCGUGUCUGCUCCAUAUGUUACAUUUCUAUCUGCAAGGUUUCCACAGUCUUGCCCUUCUAACCACACCCCCUGGACAACACAUCACUCUGGGUGAACUUCAUCUGAACCAAUCACAUGCCACCUCUGUGUGAUCAUGCUGCGAGUCAAUCUGCUGCAACCAAUCGACGACACGCGCAGCUCUUUGGGCGUGAAAAGGGGAUUCUGGGAAGUGUAGUGAUUCUGGGUGUGAGCAGAGAGGAUGCUGGGAUAGCCCUGACUUACGGCGAUGUAGGGGACACCACUAAACCCCGCCCAUCCAGAGGCAAACAGAAAACCAGAAGUACAAAGCUGAACAUUUUGACGUUUUUGUUGUGCACCUGAGAA